Candida dubliniensis CD36 is the source of this 804-nucleotide messenger RNA. RefSeq lists its product as uncharacterized. Bases 1 to 804 code for a protein of 267 amino acids. Gene Ontology annotation, cellular component: cytoplasm; nucleus. The transcript has 2 exons. The record is from RefSeq and is a predicted model, not a curated record. Lineage: Eukaryota; Fungi; Ascomycota; Pichiomycetes; Serinales; Debaryomycetaceae. Gene Ontology annotation, molecular function: RNA binding.
AUGUCUUUUCAAAACAAAAAUUUGUACGAUUUAUUAGGUAAUGAUGUCGAAGAGGAUGCUGCUUCUUCAGCUCCAAUUAGAGAAGUUGUCAAGAAAAACACCUCUUCCAAGAAAUCAGAUUCCGCUCCUUCUUCAGCUGACCCUGCCAAGGCUAAGAAGAAGAAGCAACCAACUGGUAACGAAGCUGCUUUGAAAAACAAGAACUUCAACAAAGAUGUUGCUCCACCUCAAUCUACUGCCACCAAACAUUCCAAGAAACCAUUUGAUCGUCAUUCAAGAACCGGUAAGACCGAUUCUAAGAAGAAAUUGCAACAAGGAUGGGGUCAAAGUGACAAGAGAGAAUUAGAAGGUGAAGUUGAAGGUACUGAAGAUGCUGAAGCUGAAUUGGAAGCUGAAGCUGAAGAAAACGAUGAAUCUGCUAACGCUACUCCAAAGAAAUCGUUGCAAGAAUACCUUGCUGAAUUGGAAUUAUCAAAACAAGAAUUAGAAGGAUCCAAGAAACUCAGACAAGCCAAUGAAGGUGCUGAAGAAAAAUGGACCAGUGAAGAAAAGAUUGAAAAGGAACAAGAAGUUUUCUUUGCUUCCACCCACUCCAAGAAGGUCAAAUCCAAGGCCCAAAAGGAAAAGGUCUUUUUAGAUAUUGAUGCCAGUUUUGGUGACGAACAACCUCAAAACACCAGAGGCGGAUUUAGAGGUGGUAAAAGAGGUGGUGCAAGAGGUGGUGCCAGAGGUGGCGCCAAGAGAGGUGGCAGAGGUGGUGCUGCUAAACCAGAAGUUAAUGACAAAAACUUCCCAUCUUUGUAA